Molecule: messenger RNA, 1312 nt
Organism: Protopterus annectens (West African lungfish)
Lineage: Eukaryota; Metazoa; Chordata; Ceratodontiformes; Protopteridae
Product: C-factor-like
Exons: 6
Coding region: 102-863 (253 amino acids)
Source: RefSeq, a predicted model, not a curated record
GUGCCGAGUAGGAGGCUCCUAUAAAUCAGUGCGCCUUUCGUGGUAUUGUCCCAUCCAGGGAAGUGACAAGCACAGCUGUUACUUUCUUUACUGCAUGCACUAUGGCUUUACGAAGCUGUGGGUCUGUACUGAUCACCGGAUCAAACCGAGGCAUUGGACUAGCUCUGGUUCGGGAGUUGGUGACUGGGACCCCCUCUCCAAAAGUUGUGAUCGGAACCUGUCGCAAACCACAGGAGGGAAAGGAGCUUCAAGAUCUAGCCAAGAAAUACAGCAACUUCAGAGUAGUUCAGCUUGAUGUGAAUGAUGAAGACAGUAUUCAAAAAGCUGUAAAAGAAGUUGAAGGUCUAACAGGAAAUGAGGGACUGAAUUGCCUUAUUAACAAUGCUGGGACAAAUACUAUGGCCUCAUUAAAUGAUGUCAAUGUAGAAGUCAUGAUGUCAGCUUAUCGAACAAAUUCAGUCGGAGUAUUAAUGGUCACUAAGGCAUUUCUGCCCCUUCUUAAGAAGGCUGCUAAUUUAGUGUCUGGAAUGGGUGUUCACAGAGCUGCCAUAAUCAAUGUUUCAUCUGAUAGUGGAUCUAUACAACUGGCAGAGGAGAAGCUUAUAUAUCUGAAGGUUUACCCUUAUAGAAUAUCUAAGACAGCCUUGAACAUGAUCUCAAAGUGUCUUGCCCUAGAUUUAAAAUCAGAAGGUAUCCUGUGCAUUGCAUUUCAUCCUGGCUGGAUUCAAACAGAUAUGGGAGGUCCAUUGGCACCACUAACCCUGGAGGAGACCAUCCCUGAUGUAGUAACUGCAAUUUCCAACCUUGAGGAAAGGCACUCUGGAACUUUUAUUGACUGGAAAGGAAAUACAGUGCCCUGGUAAUGAUUUUGAAGAUGACUGCAGCAUAAUAACCCACAUGAAUAGCACCAUCUGUGUUGACGACCUAUGGACUAUUCGUGUAGCCUUUAUUUUUAACAUGGCAUUGUAACCUCAGUUUUGUAACAAAUCUGCUAUUACUUACAGAAUGUCAUUCUUCUCAAGGCAAAAUGUACUUCGUGCUGAGUAAAGCAGGGGUAUUUUACACACAGGCAUCUAAGGCUCAGAACAUUAAAAGUGGAGGCAAUGAUUUUAGAACAAGCAUAUGAUUAGAUUUCAUUUCUGGUUCUAGUUCUAGAACUGAAUUCAUGUGCUGACAAUUACAUAUUUUAAUUGUACUGCUGCAGAAAGGAUAUUUUGCAGUUAACAUUUUUUUAUUUCAUACAUUUAAAUCUGAAUCCCUAAGAUUAUGGCAACCAGACAGAAUUAAAAUAAAACUUGUAAUAAAUCUGAAA